AUGAAACGCAACAGUAGAGCUUCAUCGUCUGCAAAAACAUCCCGGAGUGAAGAAAAAACAACUGAAGUGAAGAAGAGAAAUGUUAAAACAGCCCGAAGGAGUUCCCAGACGGACUUCCCACGGAAAACCAGACAUAGAAAUUGCUUGUUGCAACCCAAAGAUGAUCCCCUUGAGGAGAGUAUUUGGCAUUUGGUGGGAGAAGAUGCAGCAGAUGCAAAAUUUCUCUGCCGGAAGUCUUCGGGGAAAAAAUCAGUGGAUACUGAAAGUUCCCCCGAGACACUGAGCGGUGAAGAGAAGCGUAAAAAAUUAGCAGAAGAAUGCGAGAAGCGUAAGAAGCAACUACAGGAAGUUGAUCAAUUGCGCAUGCGAAAGAAAGCUCCGGAAAAAUCUCUCUUUGACCCAGAUGAAGACACUCAGAUGCUCCUCCUUGAUCGUGCUUUCUAUGCAAAGCAGGAGCAAGAGGAGGAAGUGAAGCGAGCGAAUCGUUUAAUUCUCGCCACAAAGUGUCACGUUAUUCGUGAUGCCCAGAUUGCGGAGAAGAAUGAAAUUGAGCGAGAACUCCAGCAGGAGGAUACACGUUUGGAGAGAAUAAUGCUGGAGGAUCGUGAGAAAGCCCUCAAGGAGACCGAUGAACGUUUACAGAGGGAAAGGCAGCUGAAUGCCGUUCAUGCGGUGGAAUUGCAAAAGCAACUGGAGGAUCGUGAACGUGUUCGGUACCUCGAAGCGAAGCGCAUUGAGGAUGAAGCGAGGAAAUUGGCACGUGCCCAGAUUAUCCUUGAGCAGGAUGCUGCCCUGCGUGAACGGGAGCAACGUGAGAAGAGUCAGAAAUUGAAGCGAGAACUGCAGCAGGCAAAUGAGCUGAAUGAAUGGUUCCGGAGGAUGGAGUUUGAGCGACAGCGGAUUGAGGAGAUGCGCAUCCAGGAGUACAUGCGGAAGCGUCAACAGCGCGAGGAGAAGCUCGAAGAGGAACGUCGGCUGGCCCGUGAGAAACGUGAACGGGAGAAUGAUCGAAUGCUGAAGCAGCAACAGAAGGUGAUUGAUGCGGCAGUUGAGAGAUUCGAAGUUAUGAUUCGCCGGGAGCAGGAGCGAAAGGAACGAGAAUUUAGGCAGAGAGAGAAGGAAAAGGUGAUCCGGAGGAAGGAAGCAGAACAGACCAUACUUCAAGCACGUCAGAAGCAACAAGCUGAGGUGUUGAAGCAGAAAAUGGAGGAGAUUGAGAAAGAUCGCGUGGAAUAUGCCAAAGUCCUCGAGAAGCUGCAUGCUGAGGAGGCAAAGGAGAAAUCCCUGGAUAAGCAUCGACAUGCCGAGAGAGAAAAGUACCGCAGGGAGAUUAUUGAGCAAAUGAAGGAGCGCGAGUGUCUGCGGGAGAAGCUACGGGCACAGGCCAGGGAUGAAUUGAAUGCCCUCAAGGAAGCUGAAAGGAUGCGUGAACAAACCGUUCGGCAGGUGAUCUCCUCGAAAAUUAAUCAUAUGCGAACAAGCAAGAUUCCUGAGAAGUUUAUUCGGGACAUUGAAAGGCAGCUGAAGAUUGAAGAAAAUUAAUAAUUAAGCCAGGAAGAAAGCUUCCUGGGAUCAACAUUUCGUCACUUGUCGUAUUUGUAUUAAAACUUCAUAAAAAAAAUCUCAUGAAAAAUAUAUUUCUA
Lutzomyia longipalpis is the source of this 1643-nucleotide messenger RNA. RefSeq names its product cilia- and flagella-associated protein 45-like. Lineage: Eukaryota; Metazoa; Arthropoda; Insecta; Diptera; Psychodidae. The transcript is spliced from 2 exons. Bases 1 to 1542 code for a protein of 513 amino acids. The record is from RefSeq and is a predicted model, not a curated record.